AGCAAGCAGCACAUUGAGAGAGCAAAGAAAGAAAGAAAAUCUUAGUAAAUUUAGCAGUUCCACAGGAACACUCGACGGAGAAAUGAUUCCACCCAAGUCCACAGCAUGUUGCCCAAUUUGCAAAUUUGAGUUUGCAUAUCUGGGCAAACACUUGGCCAGCAGACACAGGGUGGUCAAUAAAGCUGAAAAAAGGCUCUUAUUAAACCACGCCACAGGGCGUGUUAAUUACCGCCACCUUCCCUGCCCUGUCCCUGGAUGUGGCUUUUCCAAGUCCCGGGUGGACAGGCACCUAAAGGAGCAGGGCCACCCGGAGCUGGACAAGGCCCAAGUCCAGGAGUUUGUCAAGGAUAUAAAGAGAAAGGUCACCAUGGACGGCUUAAGGGCCCUCAGGGCCUCCAACCCCACCCCGCCCAUGAUGUCAAGCCUAGAUCUCGACCAGGACGAGGAUGAGCUCAUCCACGAUGUUUCAGAUGCGGCAGAGUCCUCCAACCCUUUUUGCUCCACCUGCACCAAGCUCGCCGCCGAUAACAAGGCGCUUUGGCGGCAAAUCAGAAUCAAGAAGCGGUGGGCCAAAACAGCAAAGGCCAAAAUAAAGUCUCUGGAGGAGGCUAGAGAUGUGUUGUUGCCGGAAACAAGGAGCAAAGUGAGCAAAAGCAUGUGCCAUGACACUGCCACAGCAGAAACAUUUUACACCUUGCACCAAAGCACUGAACAACUUGCGGAGCUCCGCAAGAAGUUCCUACAGGCCACAGACCCGGACGCCCAAGGUUGUAGCGAAGCGGAGGAGCCUCGUCUCCUCACACUGUCAGAGUCGUCGAGUGAGGAUGAGGGCAAGGAGCCUGUAGAGAAAAAGAGGCUCUGAGACACCUUCUGUCUGCAGUCAAUGCUUGAGUGACAUCAUUAUGCAGCCAUGUCCUGGACUCUGCCUGAGGCAAUUCACAGUUAGUCUAUAACGUCUGGAUGUUUAGUCUGCAAAGGACAGAAAUGGACAGUGAUUGAUCCGUAUGACACUCUGCAGCCAGGGUUGAUUCUUCGGGAUUCUUCCAAUGUUGAUUCUUCACCUCAGUUGUUAUGCAUGUUUUGAUCAAACGUCAUUUUAUCUUAACUGUGAUGUUCAUGAAUAAUAAACGUUAAACACUGGAGAUCUUGAACAUUAAUCACUGGAGGUUUUGUGACGUGUGUAAGUCAGGAUGUAAGCAAGACAUUUGUUCAAAAUGUUUGUUCACUAUUAAAGUACAUGUUCUUUUGUUCCACGUUUCUUUUCUUCUAAAAUCAAGAACACAACAUUAACAAUUAUAAAUUCAUAUUUCUAAAAUAUGGGUGUUAUAAAUAUAUUCCCCUAGAUUUUUUAAUCCAAGUUUGUAAAAUACUAGCCUGGUAAAAACCAGCCCCAUGUUCUAUGCUUUGCUUUGUUCAGAGGGUCUGGGCUCUUGGCUAUUGAGAAACAAUAUCAAUAUCAAUAUAAAUAUAAUUUCUCAACAUCGUUUCUGGAGGCGUGGCCUCUGUUUAAAUUUUACUCAACAGCCAACAUUUGUCCACGACAUAAUAAUGUGUCAGUUCAACACUAUGACGAUUAACAGAAAUGGCCUGAGCUUUAAAAAACCAUCAUCCACUGCAAAGAGAGAAAAGCCGAGCUGAACAGAUGAAUAUUAAAUAAAUAUUUGAAAGCGUGACCAACAUAGACUGAGCAGCUUCAUUUACUUCCUCCACUGUCAUUGCUAAAACAGGCAGACCACAAUUCUAAAACAUCACAGAAAAUCAACGUCAUUGUUCACAACCCAAAAAUUGACUGGAGACAGACGAAGUGAAUGGGAGAAAUCCCAGACUGUGCUGGAAGCAAGAAUUUUAAAAAUGUUUUGCUCACACGUGACUGUUGAUGUUUCAAUCAUCAGAGAAUGGACUGAUUGGAAACAAGACUUUAAACUGAGUUCAGAAGGUGAGAUUUGUUGCUAAAAAUUCAGAUGUGAACAAAUGAAGCACUAAAAAGUAAGACUACUUUUGUUUGUUUUGGAGCAAGAUGAGGGAAUGGUGACCUCUGGAUGACCUCGACUCAUUUUUAAUAUCUCAGAAACCAAAGCAGCACAGACAGAGCACUAAGAGCUCAUUCUUCUAUCUUCUGUUAUUUUUCACAUGGAUGGAGUGUCGGCUUCAUUCAACUGAAAAUGUUCCACCAUUAACAGAAGUUAUUGCCUUUGAACCAAAGCAUAUGUAGAAUAAAGUAUUUAGUCCCUCACUUGAUCUGGAUGGCAUUAAGUUGGCCACUGAUAAUAAAGUAAAACCCUCUUUUAUUUUUGAUCAGGAUAUGAAAUUUAAAUCCUGUUAGAUUUCUAUAAAUUCUUCUUUUUUCUUCAUAAUGGUGGAUACUAGAAUUUCUAAAAGUA
Messenger RNA from Xiphophorus maculatus (southern platyfish), 2381 nucleotides. RefSeq lists its product as uncharacterized. Bases 83 to 862 code for a protein of 259 amino acids. The record is from RefSeq and is a predicted model, not a curated record. The transcript is spliced from 4 exons. Lineage: Eukaryota; Metazoa; Chordata; Actinopteri; Cyprinodontiformes; Poeciliidae.